Molecule: messenger RNA, 1479 nt
Organism: Arabidopsis lyrata subsp. lyrata
Lineage: Eukaryota; Viridiplantae; Streptophyta; Magnoliopsida; Brassicales; Brassicaceae
Exons: 5
Coding region: 1-1479 (492 amino acids)
Source: RefSeq, a predicted model, not a curated record
AUGCAAGGAGCUGCGCAAUCUCUGAGAGCCAGGAAGGCUACUGAAAAGAAGGCGGCUAAGGAAAAAGCCGUUUUGGAGGCGAACUUCAGACCUCCUACUCCUCCCGAAGCCAACCCUGAGGUCGUUAUUGGUGCCGAGGCAGCUGAUGAAGCUCGGGAUAUGGUUUCGAUCGUUCCCGAGGUGGCCGGGCACGUCUCCCCUACGACCGACGUCCCCGAGGUGGUAGGGACUAUGGUCGUUGCUGCUCCAGCCGCCGAGGCGAAAUCCAAAACUAGGGGAAAAAGACCCCGAGAUGAUGGCUCGGGAGUUUCUAGGAAGGAAAAAAGGAGUCGUGGCGAAACUCCUCCAGUGUACAAGGACAAGAUCGCUUCGGCGAACUUUGUCGCUUCUUGCUCGGGUCCGCCACUGUCUACUCCUGAUGCCUUGUUGGAGGCUCAAAACUACCGUGAAACUGCUGCCGGAUUCCUGAAGGCCUUCCAUUCGAUGAAUUCCAUGGUUCGGGCCUAUGAUUCUGGAGCUCGGAAGUCCGAGCUGGCCCGUGAGAGAUCAGAGACGUCCCGAGCCGAGGUCGAAGCUAGGUUGUCCGAGGCGAUGGCGGCUAAACAGGAAGCUGAGGCGUUGGCUAAGGCCGAGAAGGUGGAGCGAUUGAAAGCUUCUGAGGAUAGCCUGCGGACUCAGAGAAAGCUUGAGGCCGAGGUCGAAAGACUCCAUCGGUUAUUUAACGAGGAGAAGGCUCUCCGGGAGAAGGAGAUUGUCAGAGAGAGGAGGGCAGCCAAAAGGGAGUUUGCCGAGAAGGUCAGCGCUAUCGAGGCGAAGAUGGACCAGUUCGGGGAGGUAUCCACGCGCUACAUGUACUUGGUGCAAGCGCGGGCCAAUGCCGAGCUGAUAGCCGAGCUGGAAGAAGGGAAAAGGAUGGAGGAUGAGAAGGCCGAGGUCCUUCAAUGGACCACUGAAUAUGGAGACGCCGAGGAUGAGUACGUUCGUCUCGGGACCGAGCUGCGAGAGGACUUGAAGCUUCCUCCGAUUUCCCCGGACUCUGUCGACGAUAGCUUCGGGAAUCGUUCGGUCAAGGGUGCCGUGGCUGCGAUAGGCGUUGCCGACCAGUCGGGUUCGAACCGAGGUACCGAGAGAGAAGGCCCACCUAUAUCUCUUAGAAGUGCCAAAAGACAAAAGCAAUCAGAUCCAAAGCAUUCAAAGAUAGCAACUCUAGUAAUUGAUAUCGUGGAAGAUCAAGGGGACGAACCAUCUUCGUUGAAUGAUGUGUCUGACCAUGAGGAAAUAGAGAUGGAUAUGAAAGAGGAUUCCAAACCUCUUCAACCAGAAAGGUUUUUCUUUAGUGCCAACGACAAUGACAUCAUUAGUACCUUGCAACCAUCGGCGGGUGAGGAAGCUCUUUUGCUUGACAUUAUGGAGCAAGCUGAUGCAUGGAACAAGCGUCUCGAUGUACAACAGAAAGAUUUGGUGGGAGGAUAUUUAUAA